Messenger RNA from Nezara viridula (southern green stink bug), 398 nucleotides. The record is from the annotation of a GenBank genome assembly. NCBI's taxonomy places the organism in Eukaryota, Metazoa, Arthropoda, Insecta, Hemiptera, Pentatomidae.
UUAUUUUUGCCUUAUUUACUACAUGAAUCAAUGUUCCUUGUAAUGUUCUUCAACGACAGUUGGUAUAAGUGUUCUUAUGUUGCCUGUUCUUAUUUUGUUGUUUUUUAACAUUAACCUCCACCAGAAUUUAACCUUGUCAUCAUGUUUGCAGAAGCCGAUGGAAGACAGAGCCGUUGGAGCUAGCAGAGGUAGGCCCGCUGAUCGAAGGAAGCCGUCCCGGUGAUCCUUCCAGGAGGAUACUCCUCGACAUCGGAAGCCAGCCCACCAGUUACCUCGCCAGUACCAACACCAUAGUGCCACAGAGUGCGUUAUUAAUAGAAGCGCGUGCUCGGGUGAGGUCACUGGAACCCAUUGAGUCCCUGGACAAGGGCGCAAUAGCUGAGGACCAAGGUCCGUGA